CUAAACCGGGUUUCCAUCGUUUAGAGGUAUUGUGUUGGAAAAUAGCACCCCGUUCGUGGUACGAUAGUGUACGAGAAAAAUUUGGAGGUGGCGGUUUGGCUUUGUGUAAAGAGGAUUUAAUAUAUAGUGGUUUGGAAAGAUACAAAUUGCAGACACGUUCGUCGGGUAAAAUUAUAAUUGAUAUUAAUUUGGUCUUUCGUAAUUUUGCUAAAUUUGGCAUAGAAUUCAAGUGAUUUCGAAAACUUAAGUCAUGGAUCCUAGGACGUUUUUAUUAAUAUGUCAAUUUUUAAUGAUAUCAUUGGUUGCCACAAAAGCCGUAAAAAUUGGCAUUUCUAAACCUUUACCUGUUACCACAACUCUGGCUCCUAAUACCAACACAAUAGAGGAAACUACUUCUGAGGAAAUCACCACAGAUGUAACAGAUUCUACUUUGCUAUCAACAACUCCCGGUUCCACAACUACUAAAAUCACCACCACCACAACAUCAACAAUAACUAAAGAUGAUUCAGAAUGGCCAGAAUUUCCACCCAAGAAAACUGUAAAAUUCUCCAACAAUACAACCACCAAAAAACCCACUACUACCACCACCAUUAAACCCUCAACAACCACUACCAUCAAAACUACUAAUAAUGAGACUUAUAUCACGGUUAUACCAAAUAUAACCGAACCUGUACCAACUUCCUUACCUAAAUGGCCAAUUAAAGCACAAUAUUGUUUUUGUGAUCUUUCACAAAGCACUUGUGAUAUAAAUUGUUGUUGUGAUCAGGACUGUUCCGUCGAAGCUUUAAAGGUAUUUCGUUGUAAAGCAGAAGAACCCAUAGAAAUGGAAAUACAUGAAGGACGUUUUGAAGAUUUUAAAUUUCAACAUGGUUUACCUUCGUGUGAGAUCAAUGACGGUUGGUUGUGUGUGUUAAGAACCUAUAAACCAGUGAUUAAAGAAGAGGUAACUCAUUCCUUUGAGGAUACUUCCCGUUUUAAUAAAUGGCCCAAUUUAUUAUUGGAAUCGGAAGAGGUCAAAAAUCGAGAAUUUUAUAAAUUCGGUGAUAUAUUGAGAAUAUUUAAUGUAAAAACUAAAGAAAUACAAAAUUUUGAUCUUCCAUCAUCUUAUCAAACUGCCACUUGUCGCCUACAAGAACCCAUUUAUCAUUUAAAACCCCUAAAAAGAUUUUGUCUUGUUCCCUCUUAUGAAAAUUUAAAGGAAAUUGAAAUUAAACUUAAACAACUACAAGAAGACUAUAAAAUUUUCAACAAACCCUCGAUGCCAGAUGAUAUAUACAAUAGUAAAUAUAUGGAAAACUAUAUAAGAAAUAUAACGGUCAAUCAUUGUUAUGAGAAUCAAAAAAAUUGUUCAAAUUAUAUAACAAAGAAAGAAAACAUGAACAAUUUUAAUUUAUAUAAAAUUAAAAUAAAUAUCUUACACAAUUUUACCCAUAUUCAAGAACUAAUAGUGGACUUAUGGCUAAAGGAAACAAAAACCGUGGAAAGUACUAAAACAGAAUAUUGGUUGUCUUAUGAAAUUGAGUUUUUAAAUAAAACUUUAAAGGAAUUUAAAGAAAUCAAUAAAACUAAAACUAAUUACCCACCAGUAAUAUCUGGACCCUUGGGCUAUGUACUGGGUAAACCAAUAAUUCUAGCACGCUAUGAGCCUUUUAAUAAAAGUCUAUCUUUAUCACCUAAAAAUCAAAUAAUCAAUUACUUUAACCCCAAUAAUACCGAGUCCCAUAUUUUAACACUUUUUUCAAAAGAAAAUGGUGAAUGUACCCGUAUUAAUCCUACUAAAGAUUAUAUUGCUUACGGCAUUAACAUUGCUAAAUACUGUAAAAUAAAACUGGAAAACGAAUCGCUUACACUUAAGGAUGCCUCCAAAACUAAUUUCACAAACAUAUGUUUAAAUUUACAACAACAUAUACAUGAACAAUUAUUCGGUGAGGAUUUAGAAAUCGCUGAACUAUCUUCCUACUUAAUAUCUCAAUUGGGUAAACCUGAAAAUGAUUCACAAAAAUGGUUGCCGUUAAAAGUUUUCAACAGCGAUUUUGAUUCAGUAUUUGGUCAAUAUCUACAGGAGUCCAAUACUUUUAUAUGCCGAAAUAUUUUAUUGAGUUUAGCAUAUGAAUUUCAUAUGGCCACCUAUAUGAUUGAAAAUAUUCCCUUGCAAAAUGUCAUUAAACAUGCUGCAUUACAUUUGGCCGAACGUCAUGAUUUGGAAUUUGCUUUAGAUGAAAAUUUGGAAGUACCCAUUACAAUGACAGUGCGUUUUUAUGAUGUUCACGAAAAAGCUGUAUCAGCUGCUGGCAGUUCGAAGGAUUUACAUUUGCUGUAUGGCGUAAUCUUAGUUUUAAUAUUAGUUUUUGUAGAUUUAGAUAAUUAGAUCUAAUAGAUUAUUCUAAAAUUUUUAUUGAAAUAAAUCUAGUCAUGCUAUUAACCA
Messenger RNA from Lucilia cuprina (Australian sheep blowfly), 2425 nucleotides. RefSeq names its product B9 domain-containing protein 2. Gene Ontology annotation, cellular component: ciliary transition zone; MKS complex. Lineage: Eukaryota; Metazoa; Arthropoda; Insecta; Diptera; Calliphoridae. The coding region runs from base 251 to 2368 and encodes 705 amino acids. Gene Ontology annotation, biological process: cilium assembly. The record is from RefSeq and is a predicted model, not a curated record. The transcript has 4 exons.